Molecule: messenger RNA, 870 nt
Organism: Miscanthus lutarioriparius
Lineage: Eukaryota; Viridiplantae; Streptophyta; Magnoliopsida; Poales; Poaceae
Source: the annotation of a GenBank genome assembly
AUGUGCCACCUCUGCCGGGACGAUGGUCAGAGGCACGGCGACGAGGACGACGCCGGUGGAGAGAAGGCCAUGAAGGGGGUGGCGACGGGGACCUCGCUGGGUUUACUGAGGGCCAAGGGGUUCUUCUCAAUGUCAUCACCCAGAAACCAGAUCGAGGUCUGGGACAUUGAUGCGAGAAAACUAUGUUAUCCACACCUGAUUCAAAAGGCGAUCACAGCAUUCUCUGUGUUGCAGAAGAGCUUGUACAUAUAUGUUGGGGAUAGUUCUGAAAGUGUGUCUCUAAUGAAGCUUAGUCUGGUCCAGAGAUGCCUACCUGACAUGGUGUAUUCUGCAUUGCUUUUACUGAUUCUUAUGAGAGAUUUCGAGGAAGAUUGUUCAGUGGAGAUGGACCUGACCAUGGCAGGAGUCAGUGCAUGGCUGACUCACUCGAAUGACCCAAUCAAUGGGAAAUGCAAGAAAAAUGAGAGCUACUGGGGUGAUGUACAUGAACUAUACAAUAGCACUACACCUACAAACCGAAGAAGAGAUGACCAGAUAAGAGACAUGGCUAAGCAGUUUUAUUUGGAUGACUAUCCUAAGGAAGGCACAUUCACAGUUUUACACUGCUGGAAGGUUCUUCGUGAUGAACCCAAGUGGCAUGUAGUCUUGGAAGAACUUGAAAAACCAAAUAAAAGGAGUUUGGAUGGUGAAGAUGAGGCAAUUGACAUCUCAGGGACGCCAAAAGGUGUAGGAGAAAAGGAACGUCCUGUAGGGACAAAACAAGCUAAGAAACAACGUGCAAUGGAAUACUUCUUAGAGGCCCAGGAACGCAAUUCUGAUAGGAAGGUUGAAACAGUAAGGCUUAGGAGGGAGGCUGCUUUACUGGAAUGA